Molecule: messenger RNA, 459 nt
Organism: Gryllus bimaculatus (two-spotted cricket)
Lineage: Eukaryota; Metazoa; Arthropoda; Insecta; Orthoptera; Gryllidae
Source: the annotation of a GenBank genome assembly
AUGGUGGAAAGAUAUGGGCAAGUAACUGUGGUGCACCGGUUUUUGCUCGCUUUUAGCAGCACCGGUUUGUGGCACGAACCACGUGACCACAUCACCGACAAUUCGUUUGAAAUGCCAGACCAGACGCUCGACGUCAUAUUGCAAGGAGAGCGAUCCCGUUUAUGGCGCAAGACGCGCUCGAAGACGAAGAAGAAGGGCUGCUUCGGAGUGGACGGCAACCGCAACUUUGACAUCCACUGGAACGGUAUCGGCGGAAGCACUGAUCCAUGCUCUGAAACAUACGUGGGGCCGCGGCCUUUCUCUGAACCUGAGACUGCAGCAUUACGUGACUAUGUCAUGAAGCAACUGACUAAAUCGGGUUCCAGAAUCAAGUUGUAUCUCACCUUCCAUUCCUAUGCCAGCUGCAUUCUUUAUCCUUGGGGCUACACGUGGAGUCAAGCGCCAAACGCAAACACAAUG